This is a messenger RNA of Aspergillus niger, 330 nucleotides long. RefSeq lists its product as uncharacterized. NCBI's taxonomy places the organism in Eukaryota, Fungi, Ascomycota, Eurotiomycetes, Eurotiales, Aspergillaceae. The record is from RefSeq and is a predicted model, not a curated record. The coding region runs from base 1 to 330 and encodes 109 amino acids. The transcript has a single exon.
AUGGCUCCCCACGACGCGCUUCAACCUGAGCGUACGACACGUCGUUACAGAUUCGACCAUUUAUGGGGAUCUCGUAACGCGUGUGACCUGGCGAUAUGGGAUCAAUCACAAGUAGCUUGCUACAUGAGCAAGGUGAAAGUGACAGGGAGACUGGAAACAGUUCAUCCCCUCGUUCAGGUUCGCCAGGAUGUGGAGAACCAGGUUGGGCACGAGACUUGGGCGAUCAAAUCAUGUGCUGCGGAGUACUUCACUCGAUACCUUAGCACUAAUACUUACCCUUUAUUACCAAGAGCUGUAGAGUUGUGUCUCAUAAAGCCAACAGAUUUUUAA